UGCUGGGCAAAUCCGGCUGAGAGGUACCUGGGAAGGGGGUCCUCGGGGGAGAUGGCAGGGUGUGCUGCUCUCACUGCAGGACUGGGGUGUGCACCACACCUCAGAAAGAGGAAGGAAGAGGGAGGGAGACGCAGGAGGGAAGGAACAAGGCCGAGAAAAAGAGGGAACAAGGCUCAGACAGGCAGGGGGAACGGAGCAAGAAGGUAGAAGGGAGCAGAGGUGAGGAGAGGGAUGUAAGGGCAAGAGAAAGAUCACAAGGACAAGGCUGGACCUCCCGAAAGAAGAAGGGUAGACGACCUCAGCCCAGAAAAAAGGCUGGCGGGGGAAAGGUGGUGUCUAAAGAGAAGGGAAGCCCAGCAUCAGCCAGAGGGGGGAAGAGACUCCCACUGAAGCCGAAGAAGGAAGGAAGAGCACAGGCCAACACGAGGGGACCUGAAAGAGAAGCCAGCCGUGCCGACGACGACCCGGCUGUCUCCGAGGCCAAGGGGGAGAUAGGAAAGGCAUCAGGGAGUUGGAGGUCGCACCUCGACACCAUGUCCCAAGGAGGAUAUUUUGAGAGUGAGCGGCACUACCAGGCCCUGGAAAUGCCCCCUGCCAGGCCCAGUGGCGGCGCCGAGCUGGGAGGCCCGCUCUGCGAGUCGGAGCUGGCCUCGUAUAUGGGAGACGAGCAGUUGUUCUCGGAGCUGCUGCAGGGAGCCCAGCAGCGGGUGCCCAAGGCGGCCCCCUUCCCCAGCUACUUCCCCGGGGAGCCGUACCCCUUCCUGUCCUACGGAGGGGAGCGCAAGGGCCUUGGGCCCUUUGACCUGCGCUCGGUUGCCGUCAAGGAGGAGCCGCGAGGAAGCGAUGCUGGGCAGGCAGGUGGACGCAACCCCUACAACGCCCUGCACUUCCCGGCAGCCCACUGUGGCCAGGUGGCUCUUGCCCAGCCUGGGGCACGUGCUGGACAAGCCCUGAGAGUGCUCAAGGGUCCCUCCUGCAGCCCAUCCUCGCCCUGCGGCACCCCCAAGGGGAAGAAGUCGGUGAACAAAGACAGCCUGGAGUACCGGCUCCGCCGCGAACGCAACAACAUCGCUGUGCGCAAGAGCCGCGACAAGGCCAAGCGGCGGGUGCUGGAGACCCAGCAGCGCAUGGUGGAGCUCUUGGGGGAGAACGAGAGGCUCCGCAGCCGCGUGGAGCAGCUGGUGCAGGAGACAGAGACCCUGCGUGACAUUUUCCGCCAAGUGCCCGAGGCCGCCGGGCUGGUCAAAGGGCUGGGGGGUUGCAGCUGAAGCUGGCCAGCCCUGACUGCAGGGUGGGCCGGAGGAGGCGGCCGUGGUGGUGCUGCUGGGCCGGGGAUGUGUGCGUGGAUCGGAGUGUGUAAAUAAAGGAUUUGUUGUGGCACACACUGGC
Hemicordylus capensis (graceful crag lizard) is the source of this 1389-nucleotide messenger RNA. It is a transcript of the gene CEBPE, whose product is annotated as CCAAT enhancer binding protein epsilon. Gene Ontology annotation, molecular function: DNA-binding transcription factor activity, RNA polymerase II-specific; RNA polymerase II cis-regulatory region sequence-specific DNA binding. The transcript has 2 exons. Gene Ontology annotation, biological process: regulation of transcription by RNA polymerase II; myeloid cell differentiation; DNA-templated transcription. The coding region runs from base 534 to 1268 and encodes 244 amino acids. NCBI's taxonomy places the organism in Eukaryota, Metazoa, Chordata, Lepidosauria, Squamata, Cordylidae. The record is from RefSeq and is a predicted model, not a curated record.